AUGGAGGCGGCCGUCGGCGCGGCGAGCUCUCUCCUCGGCAAGGUGCUCACGAAGCUGUCCGAGGACCUGGUGGCCGCGUAUGUCGAUAGCCUCGAGCUCGGCCACAACUCCCACCAGAUCCGAACCAAGCUGCUGCACACACAAGGGCUGCUGCAACUGGCCGAGGGGAGGGACGUGAGCAACGUCACCGCCCUACAGGCCUUGUUGGAGGAGCUGAGCAAGAAGGCUGACGAGGCGGAGGACUUGCUGGAUGAGCUCCACUACUUCAAGAUCCAGGACCAGCUCGACGACACCAACUAUGCCGCGCCGGAUCUCGGCGAUGGCCUCUGUGGCCAUGCUCGCCACAGUCGCCAUGCUGUUCGCCACACCAUCGGUAACUGCAUUUCAUGCUUUUGUUGCUCUCGCACGCAAGAUGAUGGUUCUGCUCCUACUGCUGUUGCCAAUAGCCCACACCAGAAUGCAACCAACUCUGCUACUGCUAGUGCUGAUGAGGGUGGUCAUGUCGAUAAGUUAUAUUUCGACAGAGUGGCCAUGUCCAGCAAAAUCAAGUCAGUAAUAAAUGACAUACACUCCCUAUGUGAUCCCAUCUCCGAUUUGCUCAGCAAAAUUCCAAGCAGCAGCACAUCUGUCACCCUAAAACGGCCUCACAUGGGGUCCACAAUAAUACAAGAUACAUUAUACGGGAGGAGAGACAUUUUUGAGAAAAUUAUCAGUGAUAUCACAAGUGGCACAUAUCACGGCCAAACUAUUUCUGUUCUUCCUAUAGUUGGCCCGGGGGGUAUUGGAAAGACAACUUUCACCCAACACCUAUAUAAUGAUAGUAGGACUGAAGAGCACUUCACUAUGGCUAUGGUUUGGGUGUGUGUAUCGACUGAUUUUGAUGUGUUGAAGCUCACCCAACAGAUCCAUAACUGCAUACCAACUAAAGAUGAAUCUGCAAUUGAAACAACCAAUCUAGACCAGCUUCAAAAAUCCAUCGCACAGAGACUUAAGUUGAAAAGGUUUUUAAUUGUCUUGGAUGAUAUAUGGAAAUGCAAUGACGACGAGUGGAAAACCCUGCUAGCUCCCUUCACAAAGGGGGAAGCCAAAGGCAGCAUGAUACUUGUCACAACUCGAUUCCCAAAACUAGCAAGAAUGAUGAAAACAGUUGAUCCAGUAGAGCUGCAAGGCUUGGAGUCUAAUGACUUCUUCACAUUCUUUCAAUCAUGUAUAUUUGAUGAGCAUAAGCCAAGGGAUUAUGAAGAUGAGCUAGAUGGCAUUGCAAGAGAAAUUGCAAGUAAGUUAAAGGGCUCCCCUCUAGCAGCGAAAACAGUUGGUCGACUACUGAAGAAAAAUCUUUCCAGGGAACAUUGGAAUGGAGUUCUUUACAAUCAUGAGUGGCAAAAACAGAAAAAUGAUAAUGAUAUUAUACCAUCUUUGAAAAUUAGCUACGAUUACCUCCCCUUUGAUCUGAAAAAAUGCUUCUCAUACUGUGCCCUUUAUCCCGAAGAUUAUAGGUUUAGUGAUUCAGAAAUUAAUCAUUUUCGUAUUGCAAUAGGCAUUAUAGACUCUAGCCACCCAAGCAAUAAGAAUUGCAUGGAUGGUCUGGUGGAAAAUGGUUUUCUCAUCAAGGGGGUUUCUGAACAUCCUUCUUUUUGUGAAUACUAUGUAAUGCAUGAUUUAAUGCAUGAGCUCUCUCGGAGUGUCUCUGCGAAAGAAUGCCUCAAUAUAAGUGAUCUAGAUUUUAAAGCUGAGGCCAUCCCACAAUCUAUUCGGCACUUAUCCAUCAACAUAGAGAAUAUAUAUGAUGAAAAAUUUAGGGAAGAAAUGGGUAAACUAAAAGGAAGGAUAGACACUGUAAAUCUACGGACACUGAUGAUUUUCAGACGAUAUAAAAAAUCAAUCUCUGAGAUCUUAAAAAAUACGUUUAAAGAAACAAAUGGCCUGCGUGUCCUAUUUAUAGAAGUAGAGUCCCUUGAAUCUCUGCCACAAAGCUUUUCAAAACUUAUUCACCUCCAGUACCUCCAAAUUGGAUCACCCACUGGAAGAGACAUGACUUUACCUAGCACACUAUCCAGAUUUUAUCACUUAAAAUUCUUGGACCUAAGUAGUUGGUGUGGUAGUAAUAAUUUGCCUAAAGACAUUAGCCGUCUUGUGAAUUUACGUGAUUUCCUCGCUAAGGAAGAACUCCAUUCCAAUGUUCCUGAGGUUGGAAAGAUGAAGUAUCUACGGGAGCUAAAAGAAUUCCAUGUUAAGAAAGAAAGUGUUGGAUUUGAUUUAAGAGAGUUGGGGGAAUUGAGAGAGCUUGGGGGCACACUCAGUAUACAUAAUCUUGAAAAUGUGACAACCAAGGAAGAGGCUAGUGGCGCCAAAUUGAUGUUGAAAAGGGAUUUGAAAGAGUUGACAUUAGUUUGGGGCGGAGAGCAGCCGAGUGAUACAGAUGCUGAUAUUCUUGAUGCUCUUCGACCACACUCUAACCUUACAUCACUUGGCAUUAUAAAUCAUGGUGGCACCACUUUUCCUAGGUGGUUGUGUCCUGAGAUAUGGGUGAACAAUUUAAAGACUCUCCAUUUACACGGCCUGUCUUGGGGAAGUCUUCCACCUUUUGGGCAGCUACCAUAUCUCAGGGAACUCAGCUUGAAGAGCAUUUCUGGUCUGCGUCAGUUUGGUCCUGACUAUGGUGGUGUUACAGGCAAAUAUCUUUUGCAGUUGAAGAAAGUUGUGUUUCAUGACUUGUCAGAUCUUGUCCAGUGGGUUGUGGAACCUAAUUGUCAUAUGUUUCCAGGCCUUGAAAGCAUCGAUUGCAGCAAUUGUCCCAAUCUAUGUGUGAUGCCCUUCUCGGAGUGCUCUUGUACCAAUUUGUGCAGGCUUCACAUUGAUGGUUGCCCCAAGUUGUGUCUGCCCCCCAUGCCUCACACCUCCACACUAACAUAUUUUGAUGUUAACAAAGGUUCAGAAGGGUUGUAUUACCAUGGAAAGGAAUUGUUUGUUAGGAAGUAUUCUGGUGCUUUGGCCUUCCACAAUCUGGGUGAAGUUGACACUCUCAGGACAGAUGUAUCUCAUCUUACCGGGAAAUUGCUGUCAAAAGUGUUCAAUAGUUGCCCAACUCUUACUCGAUUGGAGAUAAAGUCUACACGUAAAGACCAGGAGGAACGGGUAAUACAGUUCCCAUCAUCCAGCUCACUGCAGACACUUGGCUUCUGGAUGUCGAGGGGCCUGGUUCUUCUGCCUGCGGAGGAUGGAGGAGGAAUCCAGGACAGCACGUCGCUCCAAUCAUUGACAAUACGUGGAUGCUGCAAGUUAUUGUCUCGGUGGCCCAUGGGAGAAGCAGGAGGAGCUCCGAUGACCAACCCUUUCCCUGCUUCCCUCAGGAAACUUGAUAUUUGGGGGGAGUCAAGCAUGCGGUCAAUGGCUCUGCUCUCAAACCUCACAUCUCUCACCCAUCUAAGCCUACAAGGCUGCGAGAAUUUAAAAGUGGAUGGGUUCAAUCCUCACAUCACAGUCAACCUCAAGGAAUUGGAGGUCUUUAACUUGAGCAGCAACUCUGUAGCAGCGGAUCUGCUCUCAGAGGUGUCAAGGACCAAAUUAAUGCAUGCGGGUUCCUUCCAACUGGAGAAACUGAUGGUGGAUAGCAUCUCGGCAGUGCUUGUUCCUCCCAUUUGCAACCACCUCUCCGCUACCCUCCACACACUGCAAUUCCAUUGUGAUGAGGGGGCUAAAGGCUUCACAGAAGAGCAAGAGAAUGCGCUUCAGCUCCUCACCUCCCUCAAGAAACUAGAAUUUAAUUGUUGCAAGGUUCUGCAGUCCCUCCCUCAAGGAUUACACCACCUUUCUUCUCUGAAAGAAUUAAAAGUCGUUGGUUGUCCUGAAUUCCGAUGCCUGCCAGUGCCAGAGGACGGCUUCCCCACUUCGCUGCAAGUUCUAUGUCUACCCUUUGGCAGAGACGAGCAAAAACAGCAAGCUGAGAAAUUGAAAGAAGCAUACCCAGAUUUACAUGUACAUUAUUAUUGUUAG
Messenger RNA from Triticum turgidum subsp. durum (durum wheat), 3993 nucleotides. NCBI's taxonomy places the organism in Eukaryota, Viridiplantae, Streptophyta, Magnoliopsida, Poales, Poaceae. The record is from the annotation of a GenBank genome assembly.